AGCCAUCAACUACCGUAUGAACUACGCAUGCUUAAAAAAGCAAGAAUUGUGGGAUGUCAAGUUCCGGAUUUGUCGUCUGCUAGCAUCCAGCUUGGCAUCCUUAGAAACAAACUUUUCUGCAUCACUUUUUUAGAGUUUGUCUCAAAUAGGAUAUCAAUUUUUGAAAAAAAAAAAUCUACAACUAGAUCUACAACCUGAUCAGCUUAAAUAUGGAGUGUGAAUCAAAAAUAUCAAGCAAAAAUGUUAAAAAGAGUUUUUCAGCGCCUAUUAAAAAAACAACAAAUACGCUUGAAGAAUGCAGUAAAGGGCUAUUCAAAAGUGACAAUGUAAAAGUUAAAAAGUCAAAGUGUUUGAAGAAAGAUGAGAAUGUUUUAGAGUUAAAUAAAGAAAAUAUUGAAAAACCUUCAGAUAAAAGUGUGUCAAUUAAACACUCUAAACAAAUAUUUACUUGUGAGGAUGUGAAAGUUAAAAAACAAAAAGGAAAUAUUGUUAAAACACCAAAACAACUUAGUGAUUCUGAUUAUGAGGAGAUAUUCAGUAAUGUCAUAAAUGAUACAGGUAGCAGCAUUGAAAAAGUAACCACAAAGAAUGAUUCCCCUUUGAAGAAUAAAAGUGAUCAUGAUGACACAUUAGUAAAUAAAAAUAAUGACAGUAGUAAUCAAAUAAGUACAAGCAAUAUUGAUGAGAAUAUAACUGACAAGAAUGAUUCUAAUGAUGAUCAAGAUUCAAUUGUCAGUGAUGACAUUGAUAAAUGGGAAAAUUUAUCAAUAUGUCAUCAGGAAGAAAAUGAAACAACACCAAGCAAUCAUUUGAAACCUUUUAAAGAUCUAACUGUUGCUAAGAGUGGACAAAAACUGGACAAACAAAAUAAGUUAUCACCUAAACAAAUAAUAUUCACAAACCCAGAAUUUUCCACAAAAGAGAUGAGCAGUACUGAGUUGGAAACAGAUGUUAAAAAUUCAAAUUUUAGCAAUAAAAAAGUGAUUUCAGAUCCACGUAAAUUAAAAAGGGAAGCAAAGAAAAGGAAAAGUAAUUAUAAAGCUACAAAAGUGAAUAAAAGUUGUGUACAGGGACUUGAUUCAUCUUCAGAUUCAGAAAAUGGCAACUGCAGUGAACCAGAGGAAAAAGGAACAUGGGUGCAGUGCAGUAACAGUGAAUGUCACAAGUGGAGAUAUUUACAGGAUAUUGAAGAUCCAUUGCAUGUGCCAGAGAAAUGGGAAUGCAAGAUGAAUUCUGAUAUAGAGCACAACGCCUGUGAUUUGCCAGAAGUUCAUUAUGAUGAAAGUGAGCAUAUCUUUACUAAAUAUACCCUUGGAUCAAUUGUUUGGGUCAAAAUGGAUGGCUAUCCAUGGUGGCCAGCAAUGAUAGACAAUGAUCCUGAUUAUCAAGUAUACUUUGAAAUACCAACAGAAGACAGUAUGAUUCCUAGUAAUUUUCAUGUUACUUUUUUUGGUAAUUCUGCAACAAGAGCAUGGAUUAAACCUGCUUGCAUUACCCCAUAUUUUAUUAAUGAACCUAAAUUAAAGCCUUCAGUUCGACAUAAAAAAGAAGUUAUUGCUGCAAUAAGAUUAGCAGAUUGUGCUCUAGAUAUGACUCUUAAGGAACGUUUAGAUAAAUACGGAUUUGUUUCAAACUUUACUAAGAAAUCCAAAAUUCUUAAAAAUUCUUUAUCUAAUUCAAUGCUGAAGUGUUCCAAAGUUAAUAAGAAGAUAAAAGAUAACAACACUACACUGCCUACUUGCCAGACUGAAAAUCUUAAUAUGAAGAAUAAAGAUAUUACUAACUUAAACUUAACUGAUAAAUCAAUGAAAGUUGUUUCCGAAGACAAAAACUCUAGUAAGGCUGUCAAACUUGAGGAGAAAGCUGGAGUGCAAUCAACUAUCAGUAACAUAUCUCAGCAAGAGGAAAUUCAUCCCAAAGAAUCUAAAAUGCAAGAUAUUGUUAAACUUCAGCCUGUAGCAAAAGAUGAAAAAAAAGAUUCAAGUAGUGAUAAUUCAAAUAGUAAAAUAUUAAAUAUUUCUGUUCAAAAUGAAUCAAACACAAGUAAAAAGGAUUCCAAGAAAAACAAUAUUCCGACAUUGCAAAUAGAAGCUAAAAUGAGUAAAUUUACACAGGAAUUUCUCCCAGUAAAAGAAUUCAAUGAAAAAAUACAACUUACAGCUAGUCAAAAAAGUACAAAGAAAAAAAGUAAAUUAAUGACAACUAAUAAUCAUAGCCAACAAAGCUUAACUGAUGCUAAAAAAGAAUUGAAAAAAACAAAGAACAAAAAUAAUCUGUCUUCACUAAAACCUGUGAAAAUGUUACAAAGUACAGCUGCAAAUUUAGAAAACUAUUCUGAUGACAAAGAUAAAGAACAUAUAUGCUCACAUAAAAAAGAAGACAUUUCAGAUCAUUAUUUGAACAACUCUGAACAAGAUCAGCAUAUUGAAGAUCAAGAAAUCAACAAAAUGAAAAGUGGCAAACCAAAAAAGUUUAAGUCAAAAAAUGGUAAUCAUUGUAAAUCUGCUGAGAAAAUAAAACAAGAAACAAUAAGUAAUAACAUGAUUUCAACAGAACAAGCUUCAGUAGCUGCUACUAAAACUAAUAUAAAACAUAAAAAUAAUGCUGCUAUUAAAGCUGUGGUUACCAAGAAACUGAAAAAGACAAAUGAAAAGAGUAACACUGAUUUAAGUUUAUCUAAACCUAUUUGUGAAAUUAAGCCCAAGAAGAAGAAAAAUUCAUUUUCUGUUCCUGUUCCAAAAAAUAAUGUAUUAGUAGAGAAAUCUUUGUUAGUUGAAAUCCCUUCUACUAAUGAUAUUAGGUCAGUAACAAAGUUUGAGGAUGAUUCUCAUAUGGUGCCAGACGUAAACAUGUCACUUGUUGGUAAUGAUUUAACCAAUGAAGAUGAACUGGAUCUCAAAAUUGAUUUGGAAGAAACUUUUGUAAAAACUACAGAGAAAAAUGAGAAUAAAAUUUUGGGAAAUAAUGAUCUAUUAAAUUUAAACUGCCUGCCUCUUGAUAACAAAAAGAUUUUAAGUGACGAUGAAAGCAGUGAUUUUAUGUUAGAUAUAGAAACUGAAAAUACAGCUUUUUCUGGAGCAUUAGAUGAAGUACAUGGAAAAUUUGGUGGUCGAUGUUUUGAGCAUGGAUCAGAUUCAGAUCCUUUAGAAUUGAUUGAAGAUUGAUAGUAGUAUAAGGAUUCUUUAAAUUUUUGCUUUCUUAAAGUCAUUUAAUUUUAUCUUUUUUUUUUAUAAUUUCCUCAAUUUAGAAUGUUAACUGUUUAAUUUUCUCCAUUUAGAAUGUUAAUUGUGUAAGUAAGGGUACUUAGUUCACUAUUGUAAAUGUUAAGAGGACACACAUGAUUACAGUAGAUUUUCCUUUGCAACAUCUUGUCAUAACAUAACCUUACCUUUAAAAACUCUGAAUUUAAACCUUCUUCAUUUAUUAUUACAGUUAAUUUAUUGGUCUAGUUAUUGUAAGUGUGUGCAAUGUAAAAAAAAAUAAUUUAUUUGCAAAAAUCAUGUAAAUAAUUAAAUGUAUUGAUUAAUAGUGAAUAAUGUAAUGUUCUUUUUGUCAUGUUAAUGUUAUAGAAUAAAUUAUAUUGUAUUCAGCAAUAUAAAAUACAAUGUGCUAGUACAGAGGCAUCAGAUCUAGUGUAACCUUUAAAAAAAAUCCAGAAUGCUAAUGCACUAAAAGAAUUCAAAAUAUUUUGCUGAUUAAUAAUUUUUAUUUUAUUUUAACAGCACCAAUGAAGUAACAUUGUUACCCAAAUUAUGAUUUUUACCAAUAAAAUCUUAUACACAUUACUUUGUUUCACUUGCUUACAUGUCUUUAUGCAGCUAACUUUAAACCUGCAUUUCACAAAGUCACUGCUACUGUUUAUUUAUAAAAUGUAUAAGGUUCAAAGCAACAGAUGUGAAAUAAUUAAUUAAAUAUUUUUGUUGCCUCCAUUAAGUGAAAAGCUGCCUUUAGUUUUGUGUUGUCUUGUCAGUCUUAAUUGCCUGUAUUCAGACUGAAUGUAAUUACAGGCAAAUCAUGUUUUAAAUGUACAUUUUAUAUGAAUAAAAAAUCUGUGGUUAAGGAGAA
Biomphalaria glabrata is the source of this 4065-nucleotide messenger RNA. RefSeq names its product putative autophagy-related protein 11. The transcript is spliced from 17 exons. The record is from RefSeq and is a predicted model, not a curated record. NCBI's taxonomy places the organism in Eukaryota, Metazoa, Mollusca, Gastropoda, Planorbidae. Gene Ontology annotation, molecular function: zinc ion binding. Gene Ontology annotation, cellular component: nucleus. The coding region runs from base 210 to 3164 and encodes 984 amino acids.